Messenger RNA from Chelonus insularis, 3324 nucleotides. RefSeq names its product zinc finger protein 800. The record is from RefSeq and is a predicted model, not a curated record. Lineage: Eukaryota; Metazoa; Arthropoda; Insecta; Hymenoptera; Braconidae. The coding region runs from base 122 to 2833 and encodes 903 amino acids. The transcript is spliced from 7 exons.
UUCAGUUGAAAAAUGGAGGUCACCCGGUGGUAGUGUCCAUAAAUCAGGAAGCACGUUUAUAAAUAAUUUUUCUAUCAACAAUACUGAUAUUUUAUUAUAAACUAUUACAAACGCUUUCACAAUGAAGGCAAAAACCAAAACGAAGAAGAAUGAUCGGAAAUUCAAUAGAGUCAAAUUUGAUGCUAAGGAUCCACCGAUUGUUGAGACGCCAACUUGUGACUCGGCUAGUCUACGUAAACCUAUUGAUACAAGUUUAUGUAGUUUACGCCAAGUAACCAAAUUAUUUGAGACUGGGAGUGAAGAAAUUAAGUGCAUUCUUACUUACGAAUGUGACGUUAUUUAUGAAUGUAAAAUAUGUAGAAGUUUAUUUAGAAGUUUGUUGAAUUUUAUUUCCCACAAACGCGUAUAUUGUCCUGAGAAAUUCAAUAUUUUAUGCGACAAAAGUGCCAUUAAUCCCCCAACUAUGAGUAUUGAUACAACAGAUCCUGAAAGCAAGGAAAACUGCAAGAAUGAAAGACCAAUUAAAAAUCAAGAUACAAAUAAAAAGUUUCCAAAAAAAGAUCUUACUUCAGUAAUAUCUAUGUUACAACAGAAACAAAAGGAUCCUGACUAUGAUGAAACUAAAGAACAAAAUAAUAGGAUGCAUAUUAUUGCAGAUACUGAACAAGUACUUUUAGAAGUCAUGGAAUCCAACAAGGCUGCUUUUCAAACAGUUUUAGAGCCUACUGUUAAAAAUAUUGAUUCAGAGGAUUUGAUGAAGGCACAGACAACGGAAUUGCAAACCAUCCUCAGUCGUGAUACAGCAAUACUUGGUCCUGAUGGUCAAGUUAUAGAAGUAGGUAUUGAUGAAAAGUGUGAUGAUCCUCUUCAAUUUUCUGAAAGACAAGGGAAUAUAUUGAACAAUGAUAUUAUAUCUAAUGAUAACCUAGUGUGUUCAAUUUGCAAUACAAGAUUUUCUACCAAGAAAACCCUUAAAUUUCAUAUGAAAUCACUUCAUACUUCCGAUCGAUUAGUAUACCCUUGCCCAAGUUGUACAAGUUUAUUCCCAAGUAGUUGGGGAGUUUAUCGACAUUUACUUAAAGUUCACAGAAAGAGUAAUGCUCAAGUAAGGAAAUUGAGAACUGAAAUCCAAGCCAAAGCUCAUAAAAGGAAAACUACCAGAGCUCAGGAUAUGGAGAAAGACUGUGCUGAAAGUAAACUUAAUGACUUGAGUGAACCUCAAUCUUUAACUAAUCAAACUCAGGAAUGGAUGGCACAUCUGGAAUCUGAUGGAGAGCUUCAACGCUGCGGGGGAUGUGGCAAGCGAUUCGAUAGAAAGGCAGCGUUACAAUCCCAUUCUCAAACGUGUCAAAGACGAUUGGCAGCCUGUAACGGAGAUGUUGCUAUCAAGUCUAAGCGAAAACCAGUGUCGGAAAUGAUACCUGAACAUCCUCGAGCUGCUACUCCGGCGUCAGCAAUUUCAUUAGCUAAUGCAAAUGUGGAAAAUAACAGUAUUACAUUGAAAGACAAUUCAGUUCCGUCUCUAGAACCUAUAGCAAUUCCUGCUACUUCACCACCAAAAUCUAAUAGUCUUCUUCGUAUACCUAAUAUAUCAUCAGCUGUCACUAUUACUCCUUUGAACCAAGAAGAAUCAACAGGAAUUUCAAUACGAGUCGAAGGUAUAUCUUCUCUUUCUAAAGAUGCUUGGGAUAAAAUUGGAACUGAAAUGUCCGAUAUUGUACCUGAUCCUACUCCUUCAGUCAUCCCAUCUGAAAGUAUGCAGACUGAUAAUAAUGAUGGAGACAAAUCAGAUGAUCCAGAGAUUAUUUUUACUAAAAUCGAAAAGACUAAGACUAAUAUAUCAGGGAGUACUGGAAGUAAAAAAAGGAAAAUGGAAAAUAUAGCGAAUCUACAUAAACUUGAAUGUGUACCAUGUAAACGAAAAUUUUCCAAUCUUCCAGCUUUACGAAGACACAUGGCUGAACAUAUAAAUUGGUAUCGCUAUCACUGUAAAUUGUGUAAUUUCAAAUGCAUUGAUAAAAUUGAUUCAAUUGCUCACUGUAACAAAAUUCACAAUGCUAAAAAUAGUCGAAUAAGUAUUGCAAAUAUGAUAAGUGAAACACCAAUCAAUCAUCAACCAUCAAACUCUUCUAGAAGUUUAUUAAAGAGAAAAAAUGUACAAAAAGAACCUCUUGAACUUGAAGUUAUUGAUGUUACUGCUGUAUCAACAUCAACUGAUGAAAGUGCAAAUACAAACCAGGAAACGGGCUCCAUGCAAAAUGGAGUCUCAAAAGUGAAUUCAAGGGCAGGAAAAAAUAAUAAAAUUGAUGAUAAAUCAAGUUCUGAUUCUGAUACGGAAACUCCAGAUAAAAUGAGUGAAGUAGCGAAGAAAGCAAGGUUAGAUGAAGAUCCUGAACUUCGUAGAAUGGUGAUGGAAGUAAUUUUCGGCUCGACUGAAGUUGGAGUUAAUGAGAAACCCAGAAGUAGUUCUGAGAGUACGAGAAUGCGAAUGAAUCGAGCAUCUAGUGAAAACCGCAGUAAUUCAAGUUCAGACUCUGAACCAUCCAGUGUUAAUUCGAAUACAAAUCAGAAUAAUGAAUCAUUAAAGAGUGAUAGCCGGCAUUCUCGAGCUACAAGAAAUCGAACAAAAUUUGAAGACAAAGAUUUUAUUUAUGAUCUUGAUGCAGUUCUUUUAAAAGAGCCUGUUGAGGAAGAUCUCUGUUCUAUAAAAAUCACCAAUGAUAAACCGAGUGCUAAUGUUAUUAAUAAUACAAAAAUCAAUUCUGAUGACCUCACUAUUGUUCUCCGCAAAGAUGAUGUUGUGUCUGAGAACAAACUCGGAAAGGUUGCCUAGACUUAAGUUUUAUUUAUGAAGUUGUAUAAAACAUACUAGACUUUUUAGAGUUUAAUAUUACUUGAUAACGUAAAGUAGCCUACGUUUUGAUGAAAAGUACAGUCUUAUAAUAUUUUAAAACAUGUUAUAGGAUUAUUUUAUUACGAUAAAAUGAAAAUGGUAUUACAAUUGUGUGCAGCGUUGAAAAAUAACUGACUUUAAAAAAUGGCAAUUCAUAAUAAUGUUAGUAAGUUACCAGGUUUUAAGAGUCUCUCUCUAUGAGAGAAACGUUUACUCAACAUGAUUAACAGUAUUUACUGAAAUUAAUCCCCAGCUAUUUCUUCUAGAGACGUAAUGAUAUAUUCAGGUGUUAAUAAAAACAGUGUAUUUCAAGAAAAAAAUAUAUUCAUACAAUAUUUUACAUCAUUACUUUUGUCAAAGUAAAAUUAAUGCUUUGUUGAAGGUCAGACAAUAUAAAUUGUAUAUUUCUCAAAAGCUGGCCAACUGGAAUA